This is a messenger RNA of Phalaenopsis equestris, 2456 nucleotides long. RefSeq lists its product as uncharacterized. The record is from RefSeq and is a predicted model, not a curated record. Gene Ontology annotation, biological process: intracellular signal transduction. NCBI's taxonomy places the organism in Eukaryota, Viridiplantae, Streptophyta, Magnoliopsida, Asparagales, Orchidaceae. The transcript is spliced from 4 exons. The coding region runs from base 234 to 2144 and encodes 636 amino acids.
GGGCUAUAAAAUUAAAAUUCUGAAACCAAGUUCACCGGCGACCUGGUCCCUGUUUUGCCAAUUCAACGAGAUAUGAAAUAAAUCAAAGGAAGGAAAGAAGCAAUUACCUGCAGUGUUUGACUCCCUCUCCCCGCAAAUCUCUUCAUAAGUUCCAUAAUCUUCCCUUUGAUUACUCAAAACUAAGCUUCUCCUCCCUUCUUUACCGUCAGUUUCUUGAUUUCUUUCACUAAUUCAUGGGCCAAGAAGUGCUCGGCGACGUCUCCCUGCUCGCCGACGGUGAUCCCAUGUCUGCCAAUCUCCAGAAAGACAAAGACAAGGAUACCAGCGCCGGAGAUUCGCCACCAAACGGGGAGUUACGUGUGAAGAAUCAUACCGAUGAGGCAGGGGAUAUGGAGCCGAGUCUUGAAACUGUCCUCCGUCCGCCUUCUCAUUUCCCUCAGCCGGAGGCGCCGGCAGGGCUGAUGAAGUCCCCCUCGACUGGCGGCGAAAACUACCUUCCCAUCAAUCGAUCGAUGUCAUUAACCUCUUCGACGGCCAUGGACAUGGCGUCUCUGGGAAAGUUUAUCCGAGACAGGGGAAAUAGUUUCUCUGCGGCGAUCGUUAAGCGGAUCUCGUCCCUAAAGGAAGGGGAUGAUAUGGCAAAAUCUGUGACGGAGUUCCAUCUCUCCGGCCUUAAGGUCACCGUGCGCCUCAAAGAUGAGGACGACGACGGGGAUUAUGGUGAUAUUAAGGGUCGAAUCAGCUUCUUCUCUCGCUCGGGAUGCCGAGACUGCGGUGCGGUUAGGUCGUUCUUCCGCUCGAAGGGGUUACCCUUCGUAGAAAUCAACGUGGAUGUGUUCACAGAAAGGGAGAAGGAGCUGGUUGAUCGGACAGGUGGUCUCGCAGUUCCGGCGAUCUUUUUCAACGAGAGGCUCGUCGGCGGAUUGGUGGCGCUGAAUUCUCUUAGAAAUAGCGGAGAGUUCGAGCGGAGGAUGAGGGAGAUGGCAGGGAAAAGGUGUCCUGAGAGCGCACCUAGGGUUCCGGUUUACGGAUUCGAUGACGAGGACGAGGCGAAGGAACGGCGAGAGGAUGCCAUGGUAGGGGUGAUUCGGGUUUUGCGGCAGCGUUUGCCGAUUCAGGAUCGGAUCGCGAAGAUGAAGCUCAUCAAGAACUGCUUCGGCGGAGCCGAUAUGGUCGAGGUCAUUACCAGCCAUCUCGAUUGCGGCCGGCAGAAGGCGGUAGAAAUCGGAGAAGAACUAGCGAGGAAGCACUUCAUACACCAUGCCUUCCGAGAUAACGAGUUCGAAGACAGUAACAGCCAGUUCUACCGCUUCCUUGAGCACGACCCAUCCAUCCCUAAAUGCUUCAACUUCCGGAUCACAACCAACGACGACGAACCCAAACCAGCCCUCGUUGUCAGCCACCGCCUCACCAAACUCAUGUCCGCCAUCCUCGAAGCAUACGCCUCCGAAGACCAAAGCCGCCUCGACUACAUUCGCAUUGGUUCCAGCGAGGAGUUUCGCAGAUACACGAAUGUUGCGCAGGACCUGCAGCGUGUGGACGUCUUCAGCCUUUCUACGGAGGAAAGAACAGCCUUCUUCCUCAACCUUUACAACGCAAUGGUCAUCCACGCCAAAAUAAGAAUCGGCCGCCCGGGAACUAUGGAUCGGAGAUCUUUCUUCAAUGACUUCCUGUAUAUUGUCGGCGGAUACCCAUACUCACUUUCGAUGAUUAAGGACGGCAUUCUUCGAUCAAAUCGCAGGCCUCCCUACUCAUUUGUUAGGCCUCUUAGCUCCUCCGACCGGCGCUUGGAGCUUGUGCUUCCCAAGGUGAAUCCUUUGAUACAUUUUGGACUCUGUAACGGGGCGCGGUCGAGUCCGAGGGUCCGUUUCUUCUCGGCCGAAGGGGUGGAAGUUGAGUUACGGCAUGCUGCCAGGGAGUUCUUCUCAGGCGGAGGAAUGGAGGUGGAUCUCGAAAAGAGAGUCGUUCAUCUCACCAGAAUCAUCAAGUGGUACUGUGCAGAUUUUGGACAGGACAAGGACAUUCUGAAUUGGCUUCUGGGCUACCUUGACGCAAACAAAACCGGGCUUUUAACACAUCUCCUGAACGAUGGAGGCCCGGUGAACAUUGUCUAUCAAAAUUUUGAUUGGUCCAUGAACUCUUAAAUUCCCAGCACGAUUUUAUGGUUCAAACAAGGUAAAUUUAAGAAAUUCAAUAUAGUUGUGAAACAAGAGUUUAUAACGCAACGAGGUAUUACCAUAUUUACUGCAUCGUCUUGAAGUAAGAUUUAGGAAGCGUUCACAAACUACAGGUAAAGUGGAUAUAAUGUGAUGCUUAUAGAAUUACGUCUAGUCUUCUAUGAGGAGUGGUUAAGGAGAUGAUUCUAUUUUUCUUCUUUUCUCCCUGGAAAUAUCAGUCUGCUGUCGAUUGUGCAUCUUGUUCUUUGUGAUAACAUGGACAAAGAUGUUUUAAGGGAG